Durusdinium trenchii is the source of this 1800-nucleotide messenger RNA. NCBI's taxonomy places the organism in Eukaryota, Dinophyceae, Suessiales, Symbiodiniaceae. The record is from the annotation of a GenBank genome assembly.
GAAGACUGUGAGGGAGGCCAGAAGAUCUGGCCACCUGUGUGGGUUUAUGGUAUCAAUGAUCACUUGGACGUUCCAACUGAACUUCCGGAGGAGCUUGAGUGUACUGGCUGCUUGGGCGCCGACUUCCGACAGCUCUGCUCCCUGGUCAAUGCAGCUGUCCACCCAGCAUUCCGGCAGAAGAAAGUCCGAGAAGCAGUUUCCAAGUCUCCGCUGCCUUCCUCACAUGAAAGAGGGAGAAGGCCAAGCUUCACAGCCAAGGUUCCUGACCUUACUCGAGCAUCAUUGAGCAUCGGAUUGUUCAUGGCCCAAGAAGAAGUAAAACAUGCCAAAGAAGGACCAAACUUCUCUGCGAAGUCUGUUCUUUUUGACCGCGUGUCCAUGGGCCUGCUAAGCCUUCUUCUACCAACUGUCCGCAACAUCAAGGUCUUAUGUUUCUCAGACUGCAACCUGGAUUGUGAAAUGUUGCGGCUGCUCGCUGCUGGUUUGGUGUCAGACUGUUCGGUGGAGUCGCUACAGAUCGAAUGGAAUAGCUUGGACUUGCCAUUGCCCUCGUUAGACGAAGAGGCACAGCUUCAAGAGGAGGCGGAGCGCGAUGUAGAGGUGAGCACGUUCGACCGGGCUUCUGGCAUUCUGGAGGCAAGAGAGCGCAAACGAUACACCAUGCAGUCUGACCGACUCUUGUUGAAUUUCCGCGAAUGGCUGGAAUCGCGCUUCCAUUCCUUGGAGGCCGCCUGGGCAAUCCUUGAUGAAGCAGGUGUGGAUUGGGAGGCCAAGCUGCAGGCUCCAGAAUUUCAUGUGGCUCUCUUUGAGAAGCUGAGUGUCAGUGGACAGCAGGUAUUGGAAGUCUUUGAAGUGCUGGAUGGCCCUGACUAUGAUGCUGACGGAGGACAGGUGAGCCUGGAGGUGCUGAAGGAUGCAUUGCAGAGCUUGCCGGACAUGAGCCCCAAGGAGGAUGACCCGCUGGGCCUCAGCUUGGCAGGGUUGCUGGAGCCCAGCUGCGUAUUGGAGUCUGUGAGCUUCCGUGCUUGUGCCAUUAGUCGCUUUGAGCUGGGCCCCAUCAGCGCUAUGCUCUCAAAGUGCCCGUGGCAGCUGAGGGCUUUAAACCUCUGGGAGAAUCGCAUUUGCGACCACGGAGCAGAACUCCUUGCUUCAGCGCUGGACGCAUACCGUGGCUUAGAAUUUCUUGGCUUAGGUCGAAAUCGCAUUACGGAUUCGGGGCUUGAAGCGCUUUGUCAGCCUUUCAAACCUGUACAACUUGACAAGGUGGAACUCGCAGCUGCGCGCGACCGCAUUGCGAAGCAAGAGGCGGCCACAAAGGCAGCUGCUAAAGACAAGGAGGUUCUCAAAGAGGGGCGUCAGAGACGUUCUCCUGUACCCUUGGUGGAUGAGCUCGAGGAGCGAGGCGAAGAGACUUUUCUGCGAAAACUGUCCGAACUUCGGUGCUUGGUUCUAUCCGAGAACCCUAUCAAGAGCGCGGAUACGCUGGAGGCGAUCCAGCCAUAUGGACCAAGAGGAGCAGAUUUGUUAUUGAGAUGCACUGCCGCUGCAGCUGAGCUUGGGCAGCGCCGGCCCGAGCUCUUAAAGGAAAAGGAGCGGAAGCCACUCCUGAAUCUAGGCCACGCGCCGGCGAAGGAUUCAUCGCCGCCUGAGGGCUGGGUACUGCGCCUUUUUAGUUUGCCUCAGUCUCUGUGCCCAAAUUGUUUAAAGGCAUAUUGCUCUGAAACGUGUCCUUUCCGAACCCCCUUUGAGCAGUCCACAGAUUUCACCCUUGAUCUUGGUCCAGCCAAAGAUCGUAAGUGA